Messenger RNA from Glycine soja, 897 nucleotides. RefSeq names its product ethylene-responsive transcription factor ERF069-like. The record is from RefSeq and is a predicted model, not a curated record. The coding region runs from base 113 to 694 and encodes 193 amino acids. Gene Ontology annotation, biological process: regulation of DNA-templated transcription. NCBI's taxonomy places the organism in Eukaryota, Viridiplantae, Streptophyta, Magnoliopsida, Fabales, Fabaceae. The transcript has a single exon. Gene Ontology annotation, molecular function: DNA-binding transcription factor activity; DNA binding.
AUUCAUUUAAAAGUCCUUUGUUUAUUCUCUUCUCCUUCCUCCCGAAGGAAUCUCUCUCAUCCUUUUUUCCUUUUCCCUCUCUACUUCAUACCCUUAAUUUCUCUACCCACCCAUGGCUGCACCACCGACGAAGUACACCCACCACACCAAACUACUCAUACCCCCCGGCCCCGAAGAAGAUCCACCCAAACACCCCUAUCCAAAACUCCUCAGAAUAACCGUCACAGACACCGACGCAACCGACUCCUCCAGCGACGAAGAACAAACCAACUUUUCCACGCGCCACCGACACAGAAAGCUCAUCAACGAGAUUUCUAUCGCCAGAGCUUCAGACACUCGGCGCGGCCAGAAAUUCCGCGGAGUGAGACAGAGGCCUCUGGGAAAAUGGUCCGCGGAGAUACGAGACCCGUCGCAACGCGGUGUUCGGUUAUGGUUGGGUACCUACAACACUGCAGAGGAAGCUGCUUUGGUCUACGACAACGCGGCCAUUAAGCUGCGUGGACCCCACGCACUCACCAAUUUCAUCACGCCUCUGUUGAACGAGGAUACUCACAACAAAUUCCUCUUUUCUCCCACUUCCGUGCUUCACGUGUCGGAGAAUAAGGUCAAAGUCCGAGGUUGUUCGCCGGUGCCGGACAGUGUGUUGUUCUGCGAUGAUGAUUGGUCUAGUGAGUUUCUCACUGCUUCUGAGUGAGAUAGGGUUCAACAACUUCAACGUCUAGGUUGGUUGGUGGGUCCCUGCGCUUCUCCCUCUUUUCUACAUUGUUUCUCUUUACUUAGGUUAAAGUAGUACUAAUAGUAUUAAAUUAUUAAUGUUAAUAGCAAAGAGAUUUAUUCUGUAAGAAGUUGUAGUAAAAUUUUUAUUAAAUGCAUAUGUAUAGUGUGAUUUUUUUUUUA